Messenger RNA from Eruca vesicaria subsp. sativa (arugula), 3122 nucleotides. NCBI's taxonomy places the organism in Eukaryota, Viridiplantae, Streptophyta, Magnoliopsida, Brassicales, Brassicaceae. The record is from the annotation of a GenBank genome assembly.
GGAAGAUUGAAAAAGUUGAGGGCUUUACGAGAUAAUCUGACUGUUUUAUGAUUUGAGUUUGUGUCUGUGUGUGUUUUUGUGUUGUGUCUGUGUGUGUGUGGCCAAUGUUGGAUUUUCGAGACGGUUUGUAGGCGGACAAGAGUUAAGUGUUUGGUGUUGUUAUUGAGAAUGGGAGAAAGUUAUGAACUUGAAGAAGGAGAGUUGAAUUGUUCUGCCAUUGAUGAUCUUUAUGAUUUCUCCUACAUUGAGAAGAAGUUACAGAAUCUACUAGGCCACUUUCAAAGACCCUUGAAUAUGUUUGGUCCAAAAGUCUAUGACUACGGAUCAUUUUUGCCCACAUACAAGCGUUCGCCUGCGGUGCUACCAUGUCAAAGGAGUUCCAUGGGGAAUAAUGCCGUGCAAAAAGUUCCAAACAACUUACCCGUGAAGAAUGUUGUUCAGAAGUUUCAGUCACUACCUGCUGCAUCUUGUAAACCAGCAAGUAUUCAGGAAUCUCAGACAAAUCAAACUUCAGGAUCCCUUUUGCCUCAAGCUCCUGGAAAGGUUACUGUAAAGAAAGAAGACGCAAAAAUACCAGGCAAUGGUUUGUCUGAUCAUAAGCCGAUUAGAGUUCGGAUCAAAAUGGGUUCUAAAAUCUUGUCUCAAAAGAUCACGAUGGUUUGCAAUGAUCUUGGUCUCGAUGAUUCUCCAAAUUCACCAACCCUAAACAGCAGUAGCAGAAUGGUUCCACAUACACCUCAGGAGAAGACAAGUGAAUCUCCGUCCCGUAUUCUUCAGGAAAUGACUUCCAUGCCUGUCUCAGAGGAUCUACUUAUGUCCCCUCUUCCUAAUAGUCUGCUUAUUUUAAAGAAUAAGGAGAAGCCAUGUACAUUAUUAGGCAAUGAACCAGUUACUAAGGCAAGGAAGGUUCCUUUGAUUCAGACACAGGAAAAGUUUUCUGGUGUUUUAAGCUGUGGGGAAAGUCCAAGUGGAAGGAAAAGGAAAGGGGUUAACUGCUUUAAUACUUCGUUAACUGGUGAGGUGAAGAAGCAAAAAGUUUCUUCCACUGGUCCCUUAGUCAGGGAGAGCUCAACUUCUGGUGUAGGUGGGAUUAAUUCUACUAGUGAUGGGUUUACAACAAAAAGUAACUUGCAGAAAGGUAUUAAAAAGGAUGUGGAAGGUGAUCGUAGAGUCGCAUUUGCUAAGCCAAACAAAAUGAAGGUUGUUGGGAAACAUGCUGAGAAGGAGAGAAAGACAUAUCCAAUAAAGUUGAAACAGAACAGUAGCAAAAGUGAUAAAGUUUUAUCAAAGGAUACUGGAAAUAUCAUUCAAGAUAGCAUGGGCAUUGCGCUUGCACCUUCCUCCACUAGUCUUGAGAAAGAUAGUUGGGCCCAAUGUGAUAGCUGUCUGACAUGGCGGCUACUACCAUUCGUCGCGGAACCUGAUGAUCUGCCUGACAAGUGGGUGUGUAGCAUGCAAACCUGGCUGCCUAGGAUGAAUCAUUGUAAAGUCAGCGAGGAAGAGACAACAAACGCUGUUAUAUCCCUUCUUGCUACUGGAGCACACGGUGCUGGGACUAUUAAUGCUGAGAAAAACUACCAAUCUUUAACCGCUGGUUGUUUGCCUAACGUAAUUGAGAAAAAGCCUAUCCUAAAAGAUUCAUCGCAAAGAGUUACAAGCAAUAUCCUGGUUGAUGCUGCAAAGCCUACGAGAAGUACCUCACACGUGCUUAAAAUAAAAAACAUAAAGCUGCCGCUAAAAACUCAUAACGCUGCGCCGUUAUCCACAGACUUUGGUGUGUCACAAAAGUUUACUCAGGAUAAGAUUGAUCAGAAAGCAAAGGGGCGAUCAGGUACUGGUGUUCAGAUAAAGAUCAAGAAGGAAAAAGAGGGUGACAAUCAAGAAAGUGAACGCUCCAAGCAAAUCAAGACUGGUUAUGGCAACAAACUCUCCAGAGAUGUAAAAGCAGAAGAAAUACAUUGUAAACAAGAUCUGGAUUGUGCUCCAGCAGAGAGGAAAACAAAGCGUCAUGACGAUGACAUUUACACUUCGGAUGUAGAGCGAGCCACAAAGAAAAGAUUAAUCGCACCGAAAAAGAAACCUGACCACCAAACUCAACCAAAAACUGGUAGUGGCUCCUUACGCAUAAAAGCUCACGGCAUUAUCAACAGUCCUGUGAGAAUCAGGAACCAGCCAGAACAAGAAGUACGUAAACAGGGAACAAACUUUGGUGAUUUGCCUUGCACAAGUAUGAAAACAGUUCCCGAAAAUAGAGCUGGGAUUAAGAAUGUCAAUGUCAUUACUCACGAGACUAUGGAUAGAUCCCCCCAGGCUGCGAAUGAUAUACUUCAAGAGGCUGAAAAGAAGAAAAAGCUUGCUGAUUGUUUAAAGGUCGCUAAAUAUGACGAUAAAGCCAAUAAGGCCAACUUCAACGCAGCUCUCAAGUUUCUACUUGGAGCUUCACUUCUGGAAAUGUCCAGUACCGAGAAAGUGGAAGAGGGGAGGAUGAGCCACGUUGAAGCGUACCAUACUGCUGCAAAACUUUCAGAAAGCUGUGCCCAUCGAUAUGAAACAAACAAAGAAAUGUAUGCAGCCGCUUUGGCCUACAAAUGCAUGGAAGUGGCUUGCAUGAGGGUGGUGUAUUGCAAAAGUCCAGGUCUGAGUGGAGAAUGGAAUGAAUUGCAGAAAAUGGUACAGAUGACUCCUCAAGGUGAAUCACCCUCAUCAUCUGCAUCUGAUGUCGAUAGCUUUUAUCAUCAAGGAGUGAUUGAUAAGUCUGCUAAAACGAAAAGAGGUCUUUCCCAUGUUGUUGGAAGCAUUCUCCCUGUCCCUAGAAACCAUCAAAAUUUUGUCCCGCUACUGGAAUUUACAGAGAUUAUGAAUCUGGCAAUGGAAGCAUCAGCAAAAUCCCAACAAGCUUUUGGAGCAGCAACCUCUGAAGAAACGCAGCAGCACAAAGACUGUGUCUCUGCAAUCAAGAAAGUAGUCGAUUUUAGUUUCCAUGAUGUGGAAGCGCUUAUUCAGAUGAUUAAGGUCGCCAAGCGUGCUCUGAGUUCAUCGAAAGUCCGUGGCCCAAAGUGUUGACUCUAUUUUGUACAUAGGCUCUGGUCCUAUAAAGAAUAGAAUUAGUGUUUUUUUAAGAA